CUCCAGGCCCCGCCCCCAGGCGCUGCCUCGUGUCGGGUCUCUCGGAGGAGCAGUUGCGGCUCCCCCCGGGGUCUGUGCUGGGGGGGCCCAUCAGUGACCCCCCCGUGCCCGGCCGGGGGGGGCUUUCUCCAGCUGGGACCAGCCCCAGGCUCUGCCCGCCCCCGCCCCGGCUGCAGAACGACGCUCACGUUUCGUUCCGGUUCAUCCCGUCCUCCCAUGGGACAGGGGAGCGACAUGGCCGCAGAGGAGCCAGCUGAGGGGCCGGUGACCUUCGAGGAGGUGGCUGUGUAUUUCACCAGGGAAGAGGGGGCUCUGCUGGACCCCGCUCAGAGAGUCCUCUGCAGAGACGUCAUGCAGGAGACCUAUGAGAAUGUGACCUCGCUGGGGUUUCCAGUUUCCAAAUCUGAUGUGAUCUCGCAGCUGGAACGAGGGGAGGAGCUGUGGGUCCCAGACCUUCAUGGCUCUGAGAAAAAAGUCCUCCCGAGAGCUGCCUGCACAGGCAGAGACUUACGUCUGGAUUCUCUCUGUCUCCCAUCAGAUGUUGGGAUGGUGAGUGAAAACGAGGAGGAACCCCAGCAGGAAGAUGCUGAGCGAGUAGAAGCACAUGGGAUGUUCUCAGGAAGGUCCAAAGGGAAUGAUUCUGGGAGCUGUGCACGCCCAGAAAAAACAAAAGCCUGUGAGAGUCAGCAGAGGGCAGAGGAAAACUUCAGUAGCCAGUCAGACCUUAUUACACGUGAGAGAAUGAACUUGGAAGGAACACGCUACACAUGCCUCGAGUGUGGGGAAAGCUUCAAAGGGAGCUCUGACCUUCUCACACAUCAGAGAAUCCACACGGGUGAGAAACCUUACGCAUGCAGUGUGUGUGGGAAAUGUUUCAAGCGGAGCUCACACCUCAUUGCACAUAAGAGAAUCCACAUAGAUGAGAAACCUUAUGGUUGCCCUGAGUGUGGGAAACACUUCAAGCAGAGCUCAUACCUUAUUCCACAUCGGAAAAUCCACACGGGUGAUAAACCUUAUGGAUGCCGUGAGUGUGGGAAGCACUUCAUUCAUAGUACAUCCCUCAUCUCACGUCAGAGAAUCCACACAGAAGAGAGGCCCUACACAUGCUCUGAGUGUGGGAAAAGCUUCAAUCGGAGCUCAAACCUGAUCACACAUCAGCGAAUCCACACGGGAGACGCACCCUACACAUGCUCUGAGUGUGGGGAACGCUUCCGUUAUAGCUCAGCCCUUACCACACAUCAGAGAAUCCACACCGGUGAGAGACCCUACAUAUGCUCUGAGUGCGGGAAAAGCUUCAAUGAGAGCUCUACCCUAAUCACACAUCAGAGAACGCACACAGGAGAGACCCCCUACAUGUGCUCUGAGUGUGGGAAAAGCUUUAAUCGGAGCUCUGUACUGACCACACAUAGAAGAAUCCACACGGGUGAGAAACCUUAUGGGUGCUCUGAGUGUGGGAAACGCUUCAAUCGGAGCUCAUACCUUAUCAUACAUCGGAGAAUCCAUACGGGUGAGAAACCUUAUGGAUGCCGUGAGUGUGGGAAACACUUCAAUCAAAGCUCAGCCCUUAUGACACAUCAGCGAAUCCACACAGGAGAGAGGCCCUACACAUGCUCUGAGUGUGGGAAAAGCUUCAAUCAGAACUCAACCCUUAUUAGACAUCAGAAAAUCCACAUGGGAGUGAUCUGUAACAAAUGCCUUGACUAGGGCUGGCCAAAGGUGGUUUUUUUUUUUUUUAAAUCACAUUUGCUAAUUGCCACUCAGUGAUCUGUGCCCCAUCUUCACCGUGGUUACUCAACUCCCCCAGAUGAGUUGCCUGCUCCUGCCUUUUGCAUCUCCCCCUUCUUUGGGGUCAGUCCUGUGAUCUUUUCUAUCAACUCCUUUCCUUUUGAGUCGAAGGAGCGUGUGUCCCUCCAGCCAGGAAUGUUCAUCAGCUCCAGGUGGGGGAGAGAGGUUUGUUCCCAACAAGCUACACUGAGGCAAAAACUAGCCGUGCCCUACAUCCACUAGGACUGCACAUGGCGUUGGCUGCUGAAGUCAGUGAUCUUGGUGUUAAAAGACAAUUACAGUUGUUGUGCAGAUGCAGCCAAGGUGCAGUGGUUGGCAUUAGCUUUCCCCUUGACCUGACCUAAGCUCCAUCACUUUUCCUAGUCUUAACAAACCCUGAGCAGCACGGUUAUACUGUUCCCCCAUUUCAUUUGCCUCCCAGAGCAGUUGUGGCCCCUGCCCUGCAGGAGGUUGCUCCUGAAGAUCUCCCCUUCCUAAUCAGGUGCAUGUUGCCUAUUAUUUGGGAAAUGCAAUCCCUUUCUAGGUAGAGAUGGGAGAAAUGGAAGUGACAUUUCUGUUCAGCUCACUCCUGGGAGAUGCUGUAAAUGUGUAGGAAAUGAAAUCCAUGGGGAAUGUGAUGGAGCUGCAGAAAGACACCUAGUUUGAGUAGAUACCUGACAUUUGGUGUCUUACAGGGUUUCUAAGCCGCACCUGAAUUUAGUCCCUUAUUUAAAUCUGUGCCACCAGAUUAAAGAAACAAAAGGGCAUAUUUGGGGGAGUUAUACCUCACUAUCGCUACUGGUAUGUUGUGUGGUUGGCGAAGAAUUCUAAGCCAGAGAAGUGUAAAAUUGCUACAACUCAGGUCAAAGAUUU
This is a messenger RNA of Chelonia mydas (Green sea turtle), 2637 nucleotides long. Its product is annotated as zinc finger protein OZF-like. The record is from RefSeq and is a predicted model, not a curated record. Gene Ontology annotation, cellular component: nucleus. Gene Ontology annotation, molecular function: RNA polymerase II cis-regulatory region sequence-specific DNA binding; DNA-binding transcription factor activity, RNA polymerase II-specific. The coding region runs from base 217 to 1704 and encodes 495 amino acids. Lineage: Eukaryota; Metazoa; Chordata; Testudines; Cheloniidae. Gene Ontology annotation, biological process: regulation of transcription by RNA polymerase II; central nervous system development. The transcript is spliced from 5 exons.